AUGGUUUAUGGUACAUCCGUUUCAGCGGUUCCGGAACAAAGCACGCAAACUACACUUGCUCGUCAACGCUCGGAGAAGUUCGUUUUUCAUCUCAGUCCUGACUACGAAGUCAUUAGCAUCAUAGGGCAAGGUGCGUAUGGUGUUGUUUGCGCUGCUAUUCACAAGAAAACAAGAACCAAAGUUGCAAUAAAAAAAGUUUGCCCUUUUGGGCAUCCGGUAUUCUGUUUGCGUACCCUCCGAGAAAUUAAGCUGCUAAAAUAUUUUCAACAUGAGAACAUUAUUUCCAUUCUCGAUAUAUUACCACCCCCAAGCUAUCAAGCUUUCCAGGAAGUGUACAUUGUCCAAGAACUCAUGGAAACUGACCUUCAUCGUGUGAUCCGUUCGCAACCAUUGUCCGAUGACCACUGUCAAUACUUUCUUUAUCAGCUAUUGCGGGCACUAAAAAUGCUUCACAGUGCGGGAGUUAUUCACCGUGACCUCAAGCCAUCUAAUCUCCUUCUUAAUGCAAAUUGUGACCUAAAGGUUGCAGACUUCGGCUUGGCUCGGUCUGUGGAUUCUCAAAGUGAUGGUGGCUUUAUGACUGAGUACGUAGCUACACGAUGGUAUCGCGCACCUGAAAUUAUGCUCAGCAAUCGCGAGUACACGAAAGCUAUCGAUGUUUGGAGUGCAGGCUGUAUUUUAGCGGAAAUGAUUUCUACGAAGCCACUGUUUCCCGGCAAGGAUUAUCACAACCAAAUUUCCCUUAUUAUCGGCAUUCUCGGAACACCUACAAUGGAUGAUUUUAAUCAAAUAAAGUCGCGGAGGGCCAGGGAUUAUAUUCGUUCCCUGCCGUUGACGAAACGUGUGCCGUUUAAAGCUCUUCUUCCAAACGCGAACCCUCUGGCCAUUGAUUUAUUGGAGCGCAUGUUAACGUUAAAUCCAGAGAAGAGAAUAACUGUUGACGAAGCAUUAGGGCAUCCUUAUGUCGCCGCAUAUCAUGAUCCCACUGAUGAACCCGUCACUUCUCCCAUUCCUCAACAAUAUAUCGAUAUUGAAUCGAACAAGGAGCGAUUAACGACAUCAACUCUUAAGUCGAUGUUAUAUCAUGAAAUUCUAUGCUAG
Schizosaccharomyces japonicus yFS275 is the source of this 1101-nucleotide messenger RNA. RefSeq names its product CMGC/MAPK/ERK protein kinase Spk1. NCBI's taxonomy places the organism in Eukaryota, Fungi, Ascomycota, Schizosaccharomycetes, Schizosaccharomycetales, Schizosaccharomycetaceae. The transcript has 2 exons. Gene Ontology annotation, molecular function: protein serine/threonine kinase activity; protein serine kinase activity; transferase activity. The record is from RefSeq and is a predicted model, not a curated record. The coding region runs from base 1 to 1101 and encodes 366 amino acids. Gene Ontology annotation, cellular component: nucleus. Gene Ontology annotation, biological process: pheromone response MAPK cascade.